Molecule: messenger RNA, 708 nt
Organism: Camelina sativa (false flax)
Lineage: Eukaryota; Viridiplantae; Streptophyta; Magnoliopsida; Brassicales; Brassicaceae
Product: MATH domain and coiled-coil domain-containing protein At3g58410
Molecular function (GO): protein binding
Source: RefSeq, a predicted model, not a curated record
AUGGCGAAGCAAGUUGAUAAGAAGUUUGGUUGGGUGAUAAAAGAUUUCUCUUCUUUACAAUCUGAGAAGUGUUGUUCUGUUCCAGUCUUGAUCAGCGACUGCAAAUGGCGUAUUCUUGCAUUUCCCAAAGGAAACAACAGUGAUUACUUUUCUCUCUAUCUGGACGUUGCUGAUUUUGAAUCAUUGCCUUGUGGAUGGAGAGGAAUCGUGAACUUCCGCCUGACUAUAGUAAAUCACCUUUCCAAAAAGCUCUCCAUAUUGAAAGAAACAGAGCAUUGUUUUGAUGGCAAGUCAACCACAUGGGGUUUUCCAGCAAUGCUUCCUCUUUCCAAACUUCAUGACAAAGAUGGUGGAUUUCUUUUAAAUGGAGAAGCCAUGAUUGUUGCGGAGUUGGAUGUUUUGGAAGUCAUUGGCACAUUAAAUGCAUCAGAAAAGACUGAAGAUGCAUCAGAACUUGUGAGCAAGAAAAAAGAGAUUGAUGGUCUUGAGUCUAAUGAUUUGCUCAAGAAAACUUCACCACUGAAGGAAACCAACAAUGUCAAUGGGACUAAACAGGUUUCUGUGAAAUUCAGUCCAAAGAACAAACUUAUAUGGAUAGGAUUCCUGAUUACAGUCGUCUUACUAAUCUGUGCUUACGGCGCGGCGCAGGACGAACUCUUGGCUGCAAGAAUGAAAAUUUCUAUUUUAGAGAAAAUGUUGCAGAAGUGA